This is a messenger RNA of Gymnogyps californianus (California condor), 2792 nucleotides long. It is a transcript of the gene SYVN1, whose product is annotated as synoviolin 1. The coding region runs from base 1 to 1827 and encodes 608 amino acids. The record is from RefSeq and is a predicted model, not a curated record. Lineage: Eukaryota; Metazoa; Chordata; Aves; Accipitriformes; Cathartidae. Gene Ontology annotation, cellular component: cytoplasm. The transcript is spliced from 15 exons.
AUGCUCUGCACGGCGGUGGUGAUGGCGGGGAGCCUGGCGCUGACGACAGCGGUGGUAGCUCACGCCUAUUACCUGAAACACCAAUUCUACCCCACCGUGGUUUAUCUCACCAAAUCCAGCCCCAGCAUGGCCGUUCUCUACAUCCAGGCCUUCGUGUUGGUUUUUCUCCUGGGUAAAUUUAUGGGCAAAGUGUUUUUCGGGCAGCUGCGGGCAGCGGAGAUGGAGCACCUACUCGAGCGGUCGUGGUACGCCGUGACGGAGACCUGCCUGGCCUUCACCGUCUUCAGGGACGACUUCAGCCCUCGCUUCGUCGCCCUCUUCACCCUCCUCCUCUUCCUCAAGUGCUUCCACUGGUUGGCUGAAGACCGGGUGGACUUUAUGGAAAGGAGCCCCAACAUCUCCUGGCUCUUCCACUUCCGUAUCGUCUCCCUGAUGUUCCUCCUGGGAAUCCUGGAUUUCCUCUUCGUUAACCACGCCUACCACAGCAUCCUCACGCGAGGAGCCUCCGUUCAGCUCGUCUUCGGCUUCGAGUACGCCAUCCUCAUGACCAUGGUGCUCACCAUCUUCAUCAAAUACGUCCUGCACUCCAUCGACCUGCAGAACGAGAACCCUUGGGACAGCAAAGCCGUCUACAUGCUGUACACGGAGCUCUUCACGGGCUUCAUCAAAGUUCUCCUCUACAUGGCCUUCAUGACCAUCAUGAUCAAAGUCCACACCUUCCCGCUCUUCGCCAUCCGCCCCAUGUACCUGGCGAUGAGGCAGUUUAAGAAAGCGGUGACGGACGCCAUCAUGUCCCGCCGGGCCAUCCGCAACAUGAACACGCUCUACCCCGACGCCACGCCGGAAGAGCUGCAGGCCAUGGACAACGUCUGCAUCAUCUGCCGCGAGGAGAUGGUGACGGGCGCCAAGCGUUUGCCUUGCAACCACAUCUUCCACACCAGCUGCCUGCGGUCGUGGUUCCAGCGCCAGCAGACGUGUCCCACCUGCCGCAUGGACGUUCUCCGGGCUUCCCUCCCGGCACAGCCGCCUCCCGAGCCGCCGGAGCAAGCUCCGCCGCCUCCCCAGACCCCCCAAGUUCCUCAGCCCCCCAACUUUCCCCAGGGAAUCCUUCCCCCCUUCCCCCCGGGAAUGUUUCCCUUCUGGCCGCCGGUUGGUCCCUUCCCGCCGGUUCCUGGCGUUCAACCGCCCAACGGCACCGAAAACGCCACGCCGAGCUCCGGCGCCGCUUCGGCCGCCAGGCCUGGCGACACCGCCAACGCCGGAUCGGAAGCCGCCGCGGCGGCAGGGACGGUGCCGGGUCUUCCUUUCCCGCCGCCGUGGAUGGGAAUGCCGUGGCCGCCCCUCUUCGGCUUUCCGCCGAUGCCGGUGCCGCCGGCCGGCUUUGCCGGCUUGACGGAGGAAGAACUUCGAGCCAUGGAGGGCCACGAUCGGCAAAACCUGGAGGCGCGGUUACAGUGCCUGCAGAACAUCCACACCCUCCUCGACGCCGCCAUGGUGCAGAUCAACCAAUACCUGACGGUCCUGGCCACCAUCGGGUCGCCCCGGCCCGCCGCUCCCCGGCCCCCCUCCACCCGCGAGACCCCCGCCGAGGAGCCCACCCCCCUCCGCUCGCCCGGCAGCCCUUCGGCACCCGCCGCCGCUGCCGCCGCCGCCGCCGGCUCCAUGCCUGCCGCCGGUCCCACCGCGCCGGCAGGCGCCGAAGGCUUCGCCGCCGAGGAGGAAGAGGAUGGCGGCGAAGGCUCGUCCUCGCUGGACGAACCCGACACGGCGGAGCUCCGCCGCCGCCGGCUACAGAAACUGGCGUCACCGCCGGCAGCCUCACACUGACGCCCGCCGGUUGUGCCGCGGACGCGCCGCGGGCGCCGUUUCGGGGGUGCCGACCCCUCGUCCUCGGCGUUUCCGGACCCUCGGAUGCCGCAAGUCGGGCAGCGCCCCUUUUUCUGCCUUUUUUCCCACCAUUUUCCACCAAAACCCCCGUCCGGAAGCAAAACUGAUUCCUGGCUACGCCCGUUGGCGCCCCUAAAACAUUGCCGGCCCUUUUUUCCGUGGCACCGCGGCAAACAGCCGCGUUUCUUGACCCGUUUUUCCCCAUUUUUUCCCUGUUUUCACCCCAAUUCUCUCUACCUCUCCAGCGAGCCAGGAUCCGGUGUGUGAUUUGGAGCCGGUGGUUGCGUGUUUUGGGGUAACCGCACCUGUUUUGGGACGGUAAUUGAGGACCGGGGCUUUGAUCGCGGUGACGGUGAUCAAGCGAGUGCCGGCGCCGCUUGAAAUUGCUCAAAAUCGCCCAUUUUUAACCCAAAGUCGUGUCCAGGCGCUCCCGGCUGCAGAGCGGGUCGUCACCGGUGGCAUCAACGCGACCGAAACCGCCUCGAGCUGCGUCCGCUUUGAGUUGCCGCCGCUUUUACCGGGGUGCCGGGGAUUUUGGGGCGCCCCCACCCCCGGCUUUCACCUCCCACCCCCCUCGUUAGCAAACGAGCUCGUUAACAGUAUUAACCCAUCACCCCCUGGAAAGCCGCUUCCCGCACCGAAAUAUCGCUCCCCCCGUGAAGCCCGUUGGGGACACCGCGGUGCCGAUCGGCGCCUCUCCGGCACCGCACGGCAACUUAAUAAACCCCCGAAUCCUCCGCCUGACCCCAACCAGUCCCUAACCGCUGCCACGGCGCGCCCAAACUGGUUUUAACUGGUUUCGCUCUGCCAACGGCGCCGGGAGGUGGGGGGUUUUUUUUUUUGGUCUCCUUUGGUCACCUCCCGCCCGCCAAAUAUUCGCCUCGUUUCCUUCGCCGACGGUCGGC